Vicugna pacos (alpaca) is the source of this 3708-nucleotide messenger RNA. NCBI's taxonomy places the organism in Eukaryota, Metazoa, Chordata, Mammalia, Artiodactyla, Camelidae. The record is from RefSeq and is a predicted model, not a curated record.
CCCACAGCGUGUGAGAAUGAGGGACCCCGACCGUCAUGUUAAGGUAAAGCAGAGGGGCUCAGUGCUGAACAUGCUAAGGAGACUGGACAAGAUCAGGUUCAGAGGUCACAAGAGGGACGACUUCCUCGAUCUGGCAGAGUCUCCAAACGCCUCGGACACCGAAUGCGGAGACGAGGUGCCCCUGAAGACACCUCGGACCUCGCCCCGGGACGGCGAGGAGCUGAGGGACCCUGCUGGUCCAGGGACCCUCAUCAUGGCUGCAGGAGUCCAGGACUUCAACCGGACGGAGUUUGAUCGAUUAAGUGAGAUCAAAGGUCACCUGGAAAUCGCCUUAUUGGAAAAACACUUCUUACAGGAGGAGCUCCGGAAGCUGCGCGAAGAAACCAACUCGGAGAUGCUGCGGCAGGAGCUGGACCGGGAGCGGCAGCGGCGGAUGGAGCUGGAGCAGAAGGUCCAGGAGGUGCUGAAGGCCAGAACCGAGGAGCCGCCAGCUCAGCAGCCCGUGAGAGGCCAGGCCCAGGUCAAUAACGGAGCAGACCGGCGGGGCCAGGGGCUGUGCCCCCGCGUGCAGAAGUGGUUCUGUGAGAGGUUCGGGGAGUAUGUGGAGGACUUCCGGUUCCAGCCCGAGGAGAGCACGGUGGAGGCGGACGAGCCCCUCAGCGCCCGGAGGCUGACCGAGAACAUGAGGAGGCUCAAGCGCGGUGCCAGGCCUGUCACCAGCUUUGUGAAGAACCUCUCUGCCUUAUCCGACUGGUAUUCCGUCUACACGUCGGCCAUUGCCUUCACCGUGUACAUGAAUGCCGUGUGGCACGGCUGGGCCAUCCCCAUGUUCCUGUUUCUGGCGAUUCUGAGGCUGUCCCUCAAUUACCUCAUAGCCAGGGGCUGGAGGAUACAGUGGAGCAUCGUGCCUGAAGUGUCUGAAGUGGUGGAGCCUCCAAAGGAAGACCUGACCGUGUCCGAGAAGUUCCAGCUCGUGCUGGACGUCGCCCAGAAAGCCCAGAACCUCUUUGGCAAGAUGGCCGACAUCCUGGAGAAGAUCAAGAACCUGUUCAUGUGGGUCCAGCCCGAGAUCACGCAGAAGCUGUACGUCGCGCUGUGGGCCGCCUUCCUCGCCUCCUGCUUCUUCCCCUACCGCCUGGUGGGGCUGGCCGUGGGACUCUACGCUGGAGUCAAGUUUUUCCUCAUUGAUUUCAUCUUCAAGCGCUGCCCAAGGCUGCGGGCCAAGUACGACACCCCCUACAUUAUCUGGAAGAGCCUCCCCACCGACCCCCAGCUCAAGGAGCGCUCCAGCGCCGCCGUGUCGCGCAGGGUAGGCCCCGCGCGGGCGGGGAGGGACCAGGCCCAGCCCCGCCCCCUCGCACCCGGCCCGCAAGGGUGCUUCCAUGAGAUCUUCAACCUGACGGAGAGCGAGCGCCCGCUGGCAGUGUGUGAGAACGGCUGGCGCUGCUGCUUGAUCAACAGGGACCGGAAGAUGCCGACCGACUACAUCAGAAACGGGGUCCUGUAUGUGACGGAGAAUUACUUGUGCUUUGAAAGCUCCAAGUCCGGCUCCUCCAAGAGAAACAAAGUCAUCAAGCUGGUGGACAUCACAGACAUCCAGAAGUACAAGGUCCUCUCUGUCCUCCCGGGGUCGGGCAUGGGGAUUGCCGUGUCAACGCCAUCAACCCAGAAACCGCUGGUGUUCGGGGCCAUGGUGCACAGAGACGAGGCCUUCGAGACCAUCUUCAGCCAGUACAUGAAGAUUACGGCGGCGGCGGCGGCCGGCAGUGACAGCUAGUGUCGGCUCCCGGACGUGGCUGGAAGCUUUUCUUUUUUCAGCAGUUUGGUAGUGGAGAAAAAUUGGACAUCCUCGUGAUUUUUUGCAAUAAUCCCCCGAUCUGUGGUUUCUCGUGUUGACCCUGCAUUUCACAGACCCCUCGCACAGGGGUGGGGCUCUUGAGGGAGGCCCGUCUCAUGGACGUCUGUGGACACAGAGGGCAGGGGGGCCUCGGAGGCCACCUGGAAGGACGACGCACGGGACAGAGCGCGCCCGCCAAGCACAGCUGCUCCUCUGUUCCCGCCCGGGCGGAGCUGGCCGCACAGCCAGGCCUCGGGGCCAGCAGCUCUUCCGCACCAAAGCCAUACCGAGGAGCACGUGUGGCCCCUCCCUGGGUGAAGGACGUUGGCGACGAGGGGUGCAGAGGGCCCUUAGCAGCCACCGUGAGCAGCCAGCCCUUGGGGGAGAUCCCGUGUGUGUCCCAGCCAGGAGGCCUGUCCUGGGCACCCGACCAGGACACGGUGGUGUGUGGGGCAGUGCACCCGUUCAACACGCCGCACUUCGCAGGGGCCCAGGAGGGCAGCCGCGUCGGGGGCACUGGGCUUUGGGGCUCGCGCUGGCCUCCAGGCCGGGUCGGGGAGGGAGGGGCUCAGGGUGGGAGCGGACAGCCUGCCCCUGCGGGCUGCACAGGGGUCCUUAGGAGCCACCGGCUUUGGGGCACAGCCGUGAGCAGGGACCAGGGCUUUGGAGCCGCAGCCCCGGGGCCCCCACACACGAGUGAAGCCCCAGCCCUCAUGGAGGCCGGAGCAGGUGUCUCCCAGGCCCGGUUCUUCCCGGUCAGCCCUUUAAGGUGACGGGGCGUGGGGACAGCACAAUGGCCUCAGAGAGGGACACGGGAGGAGCCCGCUGGGCCAGCGAAGCCACCUUCCCGCUCAGCACAUGUUCAGUGCAGGCCCCUCUGGUUCCUUGGCUUGUCCUGAGUCCUCUGGGUGUCGCUGAGGUGGAUUUUUGAAGAAACAGAUUAUAUUUUUUUACAGAGAGCAAGCUGUUUUUCUUAUUUUUGUAUCAUUUUUCAGAUGUAAUUUUUACCUUUGCUCUGAUCCUCAUUUGCUGGUGGCAUCGCUCUUGUCACCCCGUCACAGGGGGGGACCUGCCCACCAGCCAGACGAAGCACAUGCCCCGGCCCCUGGGUGAGGUCCUGGAGCCCCAGGGCCCGCCCGGCUCUCAGUCACACGGCCAUCGGCAUUCGGGUGAUUCUGCAGGUUGAUCUUUAGUAGACGAAGGCAGAGCCCACCCUGACCCUGGCUUUGGCCCCAUGGUCAGCGCCUGUGGACCGGUUUUCCUGGGCCCCGUGAGGCCCUGGGGACACACCCAGCCUGUGCCUGAGGCAAAGCAGAGGGGCUGAACUGGCCCAGGAACGGCUGCAGUGGGCAGGGAGUCCAGGAUGCUGUUUAAAUCCUCUCCCUCGGGGCUGCCGUGGGGCCAGCGCGUGUCCCUGUAAGGCCCCUGUCCCCAGGCGGGGCGGGUGGGCCCUGCAGCACGGCCUGCCCUCUUCAAGCGGCGUGGUUGGCGGGAGUCCCUUCUGAAGAUGGAGGGAGAUGAAGGCUGACCACGCGCUGGGGGUGCUGCCCCCAGCUGCGCGGGGCCGCAGGCAGGCCCUUCCCGGGAGCCCAGGACCUUUGUCAGGAAGAGGGCGCACCUGUGCAGGCUCGGGGCUCCCCGUCAGAGGGGACCUGCAGCUUUUAUUGAAUUGUGUGAAUCUGGGCAGAUACUUAAUUUCUGCGACUAAUCACUGAACUAGAAUGAAUGUUAAAUUUUUUAUGUCUGAAGCUUGAGUCUAUUUUGGAUCUGUACAUAAUCGUUACCUGUGUAACUUUUGUUCAACAAAGGAUUGUACUAUAUGAACUGAUGAAAAAAAACACGCUGUAACUUUUUUUUAAAGAAAACCUUGU